AUGGAGGGAAGCAGAGUGUCAGACUUCAGCAUCCAGCGCAUCCUCUCCCCGCAGUUUGGACACAAGCCGUCUAUGAUGGACUUCUCCCCGGAUGGGUAUCUCUACGGACUCCCCGGUGGGUUCAGUCUGGACUACAGGAACCUUCGACCUCCAGUGCCGGUGUCGGUACCGGUUCCCGAUUGCCUCCACUACCGAGGGAUGAGCUGUGGAGAUCCUUUUUACUCCUACGGAGCCGGUUUCCAUCACACUGACUUCACCAGCAUUUAUCCAGACUCUGGAGUUUACAUGCGUCUCAGCCAAGACUCUGCAGAUGCCCACCUCGGUUACCAUCAGCCCGGGUUGACCGGCCAGUCUCAGCCGCGUCAGAAGGCCCGGAUGAGGACGGUGUUCACUGACUGUCAGACUAAACAGCUGGAGGCGCUGUUUGAGCUCACCGACUAUCCAGCUGUGGAGGCGCGCGCUGAAGUAGCGAGGAGCACCGGGCUGAACGAGGAGACUGUCAGGGUGUGGUUUAAGAAUCGCAGAGCCAGGAGGAAGCGGCAGCGAAGUGGCUCAAAGGUGAAAUCCCCUUCUCCUUGUGCUGUAGCAGACAAGAAGUUCUUCACCGCCUUCCUCUGA
Molecule: messenger RNA, 618 nt
Organism: Scomber scombrus (Atlantic mackerel)
Lineage: Eukaryota; Metazoa; Chordata; Actinopteri; Scombriformes; Scombridae
Gene: dharma
Product: dharma
Exons: 3
Coding region: 1-618 (205 amino acids)
Biological process (GO): regulation of transcription by RNA polymerase II
Cellular component (GO): nucleus
Molecular function (GO): RNA polymerase II cis-regulatory region sequence-specific DNA binding; DNA-binding transcription factor activity, RNA polymerase II-specific
Source: RefSeq, a predicted model, not a curated record